GAUCUCACUCCAGGUGCCUUUCAAGACUGCUGUCUUCGACGACCGAUCACACAGUUGCAUCAUGGCCGAUGCACUUGAGAUCGCAAGUGCCGUCUUGGCUGUUUUCGUGUUGACCGUCUUCAUCAAUUGGAGGUUUCAUCCGUUAUACUCCAUCCCGGCAAUUGGGCGUGCCUACAAGUACUGUAAUAAUGCCCGCGAGGUCCUCCAAGAGGGUUACGCGAAGCACAAAGUCUUCAAGGUCGCUAUGCUUGACCAGUGGAUUGUGAUCGUCAGCGGCGCGGACAUGAACGAGGAGUUGCGCAAGAUCCGGACUCGCAUGCGACUUUUGAUAAGGCGGUUGAAGAUGUACAUCGUUCAAAUGCGAUACACUCUGUCAGAGAGUGUCGUUAGCCACCCGAUUCACCUCCCCGCCAUCCGCGGCCCGUUGACAAGGAAUCUAGGGAUCCUGUUCGGCGACGUUGUUGAUGAGGUCAAUGCAGCGUUCGCGGACACCAUCGGAAACAAGCUGCAGAGUGACGGCGAGUUGACCAUUCCCGUCGUCCUGAGCAGAAUGGGUCAGUGUAAACGUGCUGAUGACCAUGGCGGUGGUUAUCUCGCGGGCCGGAACGAAGAUUAUCUGCAGAUCGUCCGCCAAUUCACAUUUGACGUCGGGAAGGCGAGGUUCCUACUCAGCUUGUUUCCGAAGUCCACGCGGAACGCAUCGGUAUACCUCAAGCCCAUGAUCGAGGAACGUCAGAAGAAGCUAAAGGUGUUGGGCGAUGACUGGACGGACAAGCCUAAUGACUAUCUGAUGUGGAUGAUCGACGAAGCCAACCGGGAAGGUCAGCCUACCCAGGUGAUACUGGAGGGUAUCAUGGUCUCCAACUUCGCUGCCAUACACACGUCCAGCAAUAGUAUGACACAUGCGAUCUACCACCUUGCAGGGGCUCCUGAAUAUGCGGCGGUAUUGCGUGAGGAGGUAGAGAACGUGAUCAAGGAGGAUGGCUGGACCAAAGUCGCGUUUGGUAAGAUGUGGAAGCUGGACAGCUUCAUGCGGGAGUCACAGCGGAUCAAUGGCAUUACUCACAUAUCCGUCAUGCGAAAGAUACUACAAGACACAACGCUCUCCGACGGGACGUUCCUUCCGGCGGGUACCGUCGUUGCGGGCGCGGCGAGUGCGACGCACCGGGAUGCGCGCAGCUAUGAGAAUCCAGACGUCUUCGAUCCGUUCCGCUUCUCAGACAUGCGCAAUGAAGACGACGCAAGGAUCAAGCACCAGUUUGUCAGCACCUCGCCAGAGUACGUGGCAUUCGGUGGUGGAAAACAUGCUUGCCCCGGCCGGUUCUUCGCCGUGAACGAGCUGAAAGUCAUGAUGGUGUACACCUUGCUCCACUACGACGUCAAAUUUGAGGAUGGGCAGCCAAGACCGGAUAACUCGUCGCGCUGGCAUGAUGUACUGUUCCGUAAGCGGCAGGUUGUGGCUGCUUGACAGUCUAUCGUUUCCGAAUUGCGGAAUCUUUCAUGUCCUCUGGCCUGUCACAGAUGUCGAGUGAGCUUGUGGACGUAGCUAGUCCUGAAAUGCAUACUAUAUACCUGGUCUGUUCGGAUUGGGGCGGCGAAAGGGUUGUCAAAGUACGCCACAUGCAGUCGGCUGUAGGACAGAGAUAUAUGCUAUACAUUACGUGCUGCU
This is a messenger RNA of Fomitopsis serialis, 1669 nucleotides long. Its product is annotated as cytochrome P450. The record is from RefSeq and is a predicted model, not a curated record. The transcript is spliced from 13 exons. Lineage: Eukaryota; Fungi; Basidiomycota; Agaricomycetes; Polyporales; Fomitopsidaceae. The coding region runs from base 62 to 1468 and encodes 468 amino acids. Gene Ontology annotation, molecular function: iron ion binding; oxidoreductase activity, acting on paired donors, with incorporation or reduction of molecular oxygen; monooxygenase activity.